AUGGGUUGUGCACCUAGCGGACAAUCGUGCAAGAAGGGAGGCAUUCGUUUAAUGACCACGAAGCUUGCUUUCACCAAGGGUCAGCUGAACAACCUGAACACAUAUUUCCGCAAACUGGUCGACGAGGCUCAGAAUGAUUUCUCGAAUAUUUAUGCGAUCGAAGCUACCGUAGAAAGAUUGGUUCAACGUUUAAUGCAAGGCGCUGGUAAUCUCGACCGAAACUUCUCGUCAAUGUUCCUCGUUUCACUGAACGAGCCUCGACGAAUAAAGCAACUGAGAUUUGAAUAUCUGCUGCGGAUAGAUGCAUUGUCAACUCCGGGCGUAGGUCCUAGGCAGGAACUUUCUGGAGUGUGCGUCGAGGAAGAUGCCUCUCUGCCAGGCUUUAUUCGGCUGAAGAUGCUCGGCGCUGGAGCGGAAGUCUGGCGGGAGUAUAUGGAUGUUGCAGGGAGAUUGAGGAGAGAUCUUGUAAAAGCCAAAUUAGCAAAUUUAUUGGCCACAGCUAUUAAACAAGAUACUGUGGAUCCGGUAGAUGAUAGAAUUUCUGUCUCGCCUGGUCAAGUAGUCGAUGCUGAGAUUCUCGACAAACUACUGAAGCAACCGGAACACUGUAGAAUAUUCUACGGACCAGGUACAUUACCGGAACCAAGGAAUCAUCGUAUGGCCAUGAUCGAAGAUAACAGAGGAAUUCUGCUGAGAAUCGAGUUGGACGGAUUUAAUGCUCGCGAAGUUGAGGUCAGACUGUUAAUCGGUAUCGGAGUUUCAUUGUGGCCCAGUUUAGCCGACUAUCCCCAACGAAUACCUCUUUAUCACUGCGAUGCUCUUCUUCACUACACUGCAGCGCAAAGUGGCAUGUACGCUGUGGCUGUUGGUCCGUAUUCCGGUGCACGUUGCAAGAACCGAGCAACUCUCUGGAGAGUACGUGUUCCGGCAGCCGAGAAAAUUAUGAGUCAACACUAUGCCGUCGACAGUGUACCAGCCCUGACGGAAUCCGUGCUCCUGGAAAUUUUGUACGAGCUGCGAGAAGGGCGAUCUAUGAAUUUACCGGCGAAACCAAAGGUAGCACGGAAACGUGGUCCUCCGUCGCCGGAUCGUUUACGAGUAGUUUCCAGACAUAUCCUGAGAACCGUGCACCGGUGGUCUUUGGAAAGGGCAGGACCGGAUCCUCUGACGAGCUGGGCGCCCGAUACUCUUUCGUGUCAUGUUCUAUUAGCGUUGGACGAGUUAGUCGCCGCUCUGAAAUGCCAGAACCUGAGGUGUUACUUUCAUCCGCGUUGCAACGUGAUGCUACAAUGCGUGAGAGGUGGAAUAGCAUACCCCGAGGACUCUUACGUUUCCGAUUGUCGAUUGUUGGAGUCUUGCUUGGAAACGCUUCAUCGUCGUUCUUUGUCCAUGGCACGAGACGUGCCCGGGCCUUUGGAUGUUAUGGAGAGCGAGCUCAUUGUCAGAUGGCGGGACAUCAUGGCCUCGUUACCUAGAGGAACGACCAACGAGGAUUACGGAUAUAGCCAGAGACAACUGGAAUAUUUUAGUAUGAUUCUGGAGCAAGUGCUGCGAAUGAAAGACGCUUCGUUGCAGGAUCACUCGGACAACUGCAGUUACUCGAAUUUCCCGGAAUUAUCUUAUUGCACCACGGACCAGGUGGAGAAUCUGGUGUUUUUAUUGAAACUAAUUCUCACACAGGCCAAGAAUCAGAUUCACGCAAUGGAAGUUCGUAAGAUGCGCGCACACGAUUGUCGCAAGGGAUCGAAAAAGAGAAGGCGCUGCAACACGACGAGCCAGUUCGAUUAUUCCGUCGGACUUCUGAUCGACGUUGUCAGAAGGGACAGAGAGACUGUCAACACGGACUUGGAAGCUUUUCCAAUAAUGGCUAAAAUGCUUUUACAAUGGCUAUACUUUGGCAUGGACUAUAAUCGGAAGAUCCUCGAGCCUAUUCUGCGACCGUAUCUGAAUAACCUUUUUAACAGUCUUCACGAAUACGGCUGGCACGCUACGUCUUGGAAGAAGAAGCAAGAGGUUUACUCUUGCGAGAUGCAAUCAUUGUCGACGUUUUGUAAAUCCGUGAUAACCGAGCAAGUAUCGCCUGCUAAUGGAAUCGUGGACAAUCUAUCUAAAGGCUGGCGUUGGGCAGAGGACAUGACAAAGAUGAUCGAACGCUCGGGCAACUCUUUGCGCCUGAUUUUUCUUCCCGGCGACAGGAUAAUCAAGUACAACCUAACUUUCGCAGAGAACAAAGGACUCAGUUCAUUUUCCACGUGGAGCAUGGCUAGAAACGUCAGCACGAUCGCACGGAAGCGAAGUAUAAAUUCGAGGGCCAGCGAGCUAUUCGAUUCUCUCUCGAAAUUGCAAGGGCAGUCGAGUGAAAAUGAGGGGGUUGCAGGACACACGGAAUUGAGGGACGCCAGCCCUUUGACAUAUGUCGCGUCGAUGAGUAGAUCGCGUGCUCGACAUCGUGGUCCUGGCGAUUUGAUCUCCGCCAUGGUCUCCCUCGGCAAGUUCAGGGUUCUGCAAGAAGUCGCCGCACUUUUGCCGCGGGAAGAGCAAAUGGUCGUGCUGAACAUGGUGCAGCGCGUGGCCAGAGAAUCCUCUCGUCGUUCGAAAAAGACCAGCGGCACGUAUACAUCCAGCUCGCCGAGGCAGGUCUACAGACCAAGGCCAGAGUCGAAUCUGCUGGAUUCACCCCCGCAAUUACCGUCAGGAGUUGGUGAACUGAGAAUCAUCGCGGAACAUCAGAGACAGCUGGAAAGGGAGAUACAAGAGAUGCAUGACACCUUGAGACGCAACGCGUUGAUAAGACAACGCCCCUGCAACAUCUGGGACUCGAAUUCGUUGUCCUCUUGGAAUUCUUCGAUCGAUUCUAUCGCUGGAACGAUCACCCUUAGGAGAUAUCGCGCUCCGAUAUGGGAGGCUAUCAAAGGAAGUUCCCCGGCACGCUCUAGCCUGCGCACGGAUGGUGAUAUCGAGAAAAAUAAAUUCGACGAGAUGAUCAGCCGGGAGGAGUCGCCGACAUGGAGCACGCAGGACGCUCGAAGGAAGUUGGACUACUCCGGGUCGAAGAAUGGAGAUGAAUUGCCAUCUUGGGAUACGCUCGAGGCGACUCUGAAUAGAAGGCUGUGUAAUUACGGCAACGCCCUGUCAGAAUCCUUGGAAACGGAUGAAAGUAUUGGAAGAAACUGCGUGGCCAAGUCGCGAGAAUGA
This is a messenger RNA of Eufriesea mexicana, 3195 nucleotides long. RefSeq lists its product as uncharacterized. The transcript has 14 exons. The record is from RefSeq and is a predicted model, not a curated record. The coding region runs from base 1 to 3195 and encodes 1064 amino acids. NCBI's taxonomy places the organism in Eukaryota, Metazoa, Arthropoda, Insecta, Hymenoptera, Apidae.